GGUGCAGUAAGUAACAUUUCUUAUUGAUCCAGUGUUACUACAGGAGGAAACCAAAACUAAACGUCUCGAUUCAUUUCUCCGUUCAUCGAUCAACAUGCAUCCGCAGGCUCGGGAAACAGGAUGCGUAAUUCCGCCGUCCGUCACUGCUGAUCCCAAUAAUCCGAGCCUCGGAGCCUGGUGAGAAGUCUGGGCACGAGAUAUAUUGUGAACAAAUGGACAAAACCAGUGCAUUUACAGUAAGCAGCGAAAAAUACAAUUCAAAAACCUUGCGUAUAUUUCGUCAAGUCGCCCGUGGGGUGAGUGGAGAGUCGUUGGAACCUGGGGAGAACGAUGUGGUGCUGUUUGGUAGAGUCUCUGGUGGCCCUGGACAGAAAACAGAUGUUGUGAGUGUUGCAUGUGCACGUCCUCAGAAGAUUUUUGUCAGCGACAAUCCACAAGAUGUAGAUUUGUACCACUGGAUUAAUUUUCUCUUUGUCUUGAAAGAUUACCAGGGUAUAGGAUAUGGAAGACAGAUAUUGCAUAAAAUGGAGCAGCUCCUAUGGUAUCAAUCACCUGCAACCAUCAGGAUCGAAAGUGCAAUGAAGGCUGUCGUAUUCUUCAGAAAGAUGGGUUAUGUUGAAGUUGGUGAGCCGAUAGAUUGCGUUCACUCAAGCAGCGCUUUGUUCAGAACAUUACAAAUUAUGGAAAAACCAUUUAAACGAGCUAGUUGAUUGGAAUUUGUGUAAAAAAAGGAUGACAGAAGUGGAUAGAAUUGCUGGUGUAAGAUUUGAUGAAAUUUCCAAUAUGCCCACAAGAUGAUAAAGCCUUUGGAAGGCUGUCUUGAAACAGCCUAUUCUAAAAGCAUUCGGUGAAGAAUCAGAAUAACGUUAGAUGACAUUUACACUGUUUAACAGUGAAUAAGAAAUGUAGACAUUUUUAAAAAUAGCAGAGGAACAGAUUGGACAAUAAUAAUAAAAAUUUGAACACUUUAUGUACCAUAAGCAAAACUAAAAGGUUUUGUCUUCGCUUCAAAGUUUGCGGUCAAAUAAAGUAGAU
Dendronephthya gigantea is the source of this 1035-nucleotide messenger RNA. RefSeq lists its product as uncharacterized. Gene Ontology annotation, molecular function: acyltransferase activity, transferring groups other than amino-acyl groups. The record is from RefSeq and is a predicted model, not a curated record. The transcript has 4 exons. Lineage: Eukaryota; Metazoa; Cnidaria; Anthozoa; Malacalcyonacea; Nephtheidae. The coding region runs from base 213 to 710 and encodes 165 amino acids.